UCCAUGUUUAUAAGAUCUAUGUCUUGUAUACGAUAGUUCAAUUGAAUUUUUAUCAUGAUAUUAUACCGUAGAUAACUACGUUUCCUUAUUCAACAUUAUUAAUUUAUGUUACAGUUUAAAUUUAUGAAAUGUGAGAUUGACUUUUGCAUUAAAAUUAAUAAUGUCUUUACAAAAUUUACAAGUUCACACUAUUACUCAAAGAAAAAGUCUUAAAAUAAGUGGUACAAAAACGUCAGUUACUAAAAAUCAAAUUCUCGUUUCUACUGGAAUUGUCUCCUUAGAUGCCAUAUUAGAUGGUGGUAUUCCAGUUGGAACUAGUUUUCUUGUUGAAGAAGAAGGACAUGGUCGUAAUGCAGAUUUGAUUUUGAAACAUUUUAUAUCUGAAGGAAUUACAUGCGGUCAUUUAAUUUUGAUUAGUAGCGCUGAAGUAGCUCCUGAAAAAAUUAAAAAAGAUUUACCUAGAUCAAUAAAUGAGGAAAACAUAAAACAACCUGAAAAUGAUGAUGAUUUAAAGAUUGCAUGGCGUUAUAAACAAAAUCCCAUUAUUGAUUCUACACCUAAUCAUAUUUCCUUUUCUUUUGGUCAUACCUUUGAUAUUUCUGUUAAACUUUCAGUUAAUGAAAUAGAAAAUGUUAAAUGUUGGCCUGAAAAAGAUGACCAAUUAUACAGUUAUUCUAAACUAUAUAACUACAUACAGCAUAUUAUAGAAUGUGGGUUUAGUAUUAAAAUACCUGUUGAACAAAGAAAUAUAUUAAAAAUUACUAUAAGCGAUUUAUGUUCACCAUUAUGGGAUAGUACUGAAAUGGAUGUUAUUCAGUUUUUGUACAAAUUGCGAAUUCUCUUGAGAUCAUCUUAUGCAACUUGUCUUAUUACAACUAAACUACAAAUAAUUGAUGCUAUUACUAAAUCUAGAAUGGAACAUUUAACCGAUACAGUAAUAAAAUUAAAAUCUAUGGAAUUAAGUUCUUGUGCUGAUUAUAAUGGAAAGCUAAUAAUUGAAAAAUUAGCAUCAUUUAAUACAUUUUUAUACGAACCAUCAUCUGUUGAUUGGGCAACAAAACUUACACGAAAGAAGUUAUGCAUAGAGAAAUUACAUCUUCCACCAUGCAUAGAAAACAAUGAAAACCAUGAAAAAGCUGAAAAAACACAAUUACCAUCAUGUUCAUUAGGGUCUUCUAUAAACUUUUAAUUACAUAAAUUAUUUAUGUUAAUGAAAAAAAAAGUAAAACCUUCGUUUCAUUUUAUCUGUAGAAAUAACAUAUAUAAAAGAAUAAACAAAUUAUAUAGUUGCAUAUUAUAAU
Molecule: messenger RNA, 1301 nt
Organism: Daktulosphaira vitifoliae (grape phylloxera)
Lineage: Eukaryota; Metazoa; Arthropoda; Insecta; Hemiptera; Phylloxeridae
Gene: Elp4
Product: elongator complex protein 4
Exons: 7
Coding region: 161-1189 (342 amino acids)
Biological process (GO): tRNA wobble uridine modification
Cellular component (GO): cytoplasm; elongator holoenzyme complex; transcription elongation factor complex
Source: RefSeq, a predicted model, not a curated record